This is a messenger RNA of Hyalella azteca, 4413 nucleotides long. Its product is annotated as L-fucose kinase. The transcript is spliced from 13 exons. The record is from RefSeq and is a predicted model, not a curated record. Gene Ontology annotation, molecular function: fucokinase activity; ATP binding. Lineage: Eukaryota; Metazoa; Arthropoda; Malacostraca; Amphipoda; Hyalellidae. Gene Ontology annotation, biological process: GDP-L-fucose salvage. Bases 51 to 3596 code for a protein of 1181 amino acids.
GUUUGAAAAAUUUCAGAGUUCAAUCUUAUUCUAUUAGAUUUUGUAGAAGCAUGUCAGCUGAACUGAACUGGAAUUUAAUAAUUGUUACAACAGGCAACAAAACUACCUGUCAAGCUCUACAAAAAGAGUGUGAUGUGCUGCAUGCUGGCAAUUUUCUCCCUGCACACGAUGAACUAUUGGUUGUGGCUGAUCCUCGUGCACCACAGGGGGAAGUGGGGGUGGGCAGUGGAGGAGCUACCAUAAAUGCUGUUCUUAUUGCAGCUGAAACUUUAUCUGCAAAGAAAGAUUACUCUAUGAUAGAAAACAGCAUUCUUGAGGAGUCACGUGUGUUGGUUGUGCAUGCUGGUCGGCCACCUAGCAAGCAAUGGCUGCUCAAUCCUGCACAUCUCGCACCUCUCUUGAAAGGGCCUCGCCAGGAAUUUGCUUAUAGCAUGGACUCGGCCGUUCCAGCUCAUGUACGGCAACGGUUACCUUGGCCAGCGUCACCUCUUCUGGCUUCAAUGUGGACAGCUACUCAUUUGGCAAAACGCUGCAACAGAGGACUCUGGAUCUCAUCAGUAGAUAGCAUCCUGAUGUUGCCCCACGUGCUCCCGGAGCCUGGUGUGGAGGAGGGUGCUGAUGCUGUGCUGUUCACCGUGCCCUUGGCGAUACUAGAGGCAGUGCAGCACGGCGUUGUGCUCACAGACUCUCAUGGUCUGGUGCAGCAACUGAUUUACCAGCCAUCAUUACAGACCUGCAAGGAGAUGUCAGUGGAGGGCCGAGUGCCAGUGAUCAGUGGACAACUAUACCUUCCUCCUGCCGUGUGUUCUCGUCUGCUGUCCCUGCACACACGCCAUCCCUUCACCCACUGCACUUACCAUGCCACUGACUCUGGACUCCAACCGUUCUCAGUGUCUCUGUAUUUUGAGUUGAUAGCGGCGCUGUGCUGUGGAGCAGGAGGCAGCCACUGCAGAGAGACCGCGCGGUGCAGCGCUGAAAAAUAUUCCACACAGCAUUUCAGCGUGCACGGCACCGACAUGCGUUCUCUUGCCAGAGAAUGCGCCGAAAAAAUGUUCGCAGGCAUGCGGCUUAAAACUCAUCUGUUGGAAUCAUUCCACUUCUUGCAUUGGCCGUCGGUUAGAACACUCUCGUGUGAACCGUUCUUUGCAUCAUGUGUGGAUAAAAGCCUUGCUACUUCUCAAGUGCGUUCUAUCAACUCAAACAUUUGGGACAAGCACAGCUUUGCCGGUGAUGUGUGUUCCGGCAGACCAAUAUGCGUUGUGGAUUCCUUCAAGAGUCAAGGGGUUUCUGUUGAAAUUGGUGAAGGAAGUGCGGCGUUAGGACUGACUUUAGCUCGUCCUGGAGUUAUUAAACUUGGAAAUGACCUGUUAUGGCAGCAAUGUAGUCUCAGAAAUGAUGCAAAUAACGCAACUUUCAACUCCAUUGUUGUUUGUUUCGGCGUUACGGACGAUCUACAUGCAGAGUACCCGAGCGGUGGCAUGUUCAAUAUGCCCUGGUCGCGUCUUGAGCGCGGUGUUGACGGCUUGGCUCAUCGUCUCUGGCGUCAAGAUGUUCCCAAGACUCCUUUGAAUGCACGAUUUUUCAGCCCAUGUGUUGAUGUUUGUGAACAAAUCACGCGGCUGACUUCUUUUAUGUGGCACGACGCGAGCCUCUCUAUUGACGACGACUGUUAUUCCAUUGCUGAGGCUGCGAUGCUGUGUUGUCCGAUGGAAUUUCUUAAACUGAGACACGCUGAGAUCAAGAGGUAUAUUCUUUCGCACGUCGAGGCCAUGAUGCCUUAUGUUGGGUCCAUUGAUGUUGGCCGAGAAAUCAAGUAUCUGGCUUAUGCCGACCGAGAGUCUCUGCAAGAAGUUUUCAGGUCCCUUCACACGCUUAUAGUUAACUGCAAAUCUGCAGGACCUGUGAGUGCUACAGGGUGGUGCUGGAACUCGGGCAGAAGUGCUACUCGUCUGCUGGCUGUGGUGGCUGACGUUCUGGCAGCACUGGCAGGCUGGCAAGGAAACAUCAGGACCGGGCCUGCCGCCAAUGCUAUUUUCAACGAGGCUUUUCAGCACUUGCAGGAAGGUUCGCUGGUUACGGGUGUGCAGGCGCUGGAGGGCGCGAGUGCACAGCUCUGUCAGCCCGCCACGGCGCCAUACUUCGCCUCUGCCGCGGACCUCACCAGGGCCGCCCGCCACUACCAGAGAGCCGUUGAGAUGCUCAUCGCCCGGCAGAUCCUUGAGAGCGUACGCAGCCACCCCACCCCGUCUGUAUGCCUGGCACCGGUGGCAGCAGGCGUGUGGGUAGAGGGCACCUGUCCAGCUCGCCUGGACCUGGCAGGCGGCUGGACCGACACUCCGCCUGUUUGUUAUGAGCUUGGUGGUGCAGUGCUCAACGUUGCUAUCUUGGUGAAUGGCAAGAAACCUAUCACCGUCCGUGGCCGAUGGAACGCCCGGGACGCUUGCGGCGAAUGCUGCCGUGCAGGCCAUGGCAACGAGCUCCUUGGUGUGUCUUGUUUACUUCAGAGUGGCAACGACAAAUACGACGCCGGUGUUCAAACUCUGAGUCUCCACUGGUCGCAACUGCAUGACUUGGCUGACUAUCACAACCCUCUGAGCGCUGGUGCACUCGUCAAGACUGCUCUCAUACACAGUGGCAUCGUGGACCUUAACUGUAGCGAGUCUUUGGAUGAACAACUUGGCAAGUUCGGCGGAUGGCUCGAACUGCAAAUCGUGUCUCGAUUGCCCUCAGGCUCAGGGCUGGGAGGCAGCAGUCUUAUUGGCGGGGCACUUCUUGCAGUUUUAGCUGUCCUAAAGGGCAAGGCUGUUGACGGUCCCACCCUCAUGCACUCCACUCUUGGCCUAGAACAACGGAUGACCACAGGCGGAGGAUGGCAAGAUCAAGUCGGUGGUUUGUAUGGUGGUGCUAAGCUGGGCUUGAGUAAUGGCAAACUGCCUGUGCAAGUGGACGCGUUUUCUGUUCCAUUGUCGAAUGAUUUGCUUGGCGCUCUAAACUCCCGGUUGUUGCUCCUCUACACGGGGCAGGUGCGUCUUGCUAAGAACAUCUUGCAGAACGUGGUCAGGUCUUGGUACACAGGCAACGACUCCAUGCUUGCAACGUUUAGUGAUUUGAUUGAGUGUGCACUGACCGCUGCGUCGUGUCUCACGGACCAAAAUAUUGACGGCUUAGCGUCUUGUGUCACCCGAUAUUGGCAGCUUAAAAAGACUGUCGCUGCAGGAUCGGAGCCUCCAAGGAUAUCGAAGCUUUUCAGCGCGCUCUCUCCUCACGUAAGCGGUGCAUCUUUGUCAGGUGCCGGCGGUGGCGGCUACUUGUACGGUUUAUUGAAAUUAUCGUCUUCCUCUGAAGGAAUGAGUAGCAAGUUGGCUGCUGAACUCUCGCUGUUCGAUGUGGAAGCUGACCGCGUUGAGGUCUCGAAGGGUGGUCUCUCCAUAACUUGCAAUGGAGUGGAAUUGGUCAAUCUGGAACAACCUCCUCAGGUGCUUGACUCACACAAACUCCGUGAGAUCAAAACCAAUUUUGAGCUGCAUUGGAAAACUUCGAAGAAACCGCAUCUGCUACAGUCUGGUCAAACGUCAUCGCAACAUCAUGUUCAAUGAAUGGUGAAAUCAGCAUAAAUUUAUUCAGUUUCCUUUCAGAUUACCGAGUUAAACCCGUGGUGAAAUUGCUGCAAAAUAACAUACAAGAUUUACUACGAGCUGUGGGCUUACGCCGUUAAAGAUACAAAAUUUAACUUUUGAGACAAACUUUAGCCCGUUUCGUGGGUCUUGCGAGCCAUUUUAAUCUUAGCAGCCCCGAUUCUAUGGGGAACUAAUGUCUGUGUUUGAAAAAAUUCUAUUGUAACAAUUACCAUGGAUUAUACUUGGGGUACAGCUCCUUAUAAUUUGAACCUAACUUCUGCGGCUAACAAUGGGGGUUACUUUAUGAAUAUACGCUCACUAACUGUUUUGAGUAACUAUAUCAAUAUACGCUCAGUAAGCGGUAGAUAUCUGAAAUCUGAAAAAAUUAAAGUUUUGUAGCGUCCUAUUUUUUGUUGAUUUCUGCGUUAGUUUUUGGUUGUUAUGUGGUUAUUUCAGCGUAAAAUGUAUACUUUAAUUAGGUUGAAUUGAGUUGUUAUUACGUGAGGGCAUCUUGAAUUUGUUGAGGAAUUUGGUAAUCCUCAGUGACUCGAAUGUUCGGUCAUAGUUUUUUUUUACACAUUUUUAACUCUUUUUACCUGUAUUUAUUUUAUUGCAUAUCUAGUUACGUUGUGCGUGCCUUCAUACUUUAUACUUAAUGUGACGUUGAUCCGUGUGUGUUGGGCGAGUUAUAAUUCUGCCAGACGUAUAUUUUUGUACCGUUUCAUAUGUGUGGUAAACAUAAUGAAUAAUACUGGUGUUAUGCUGUAUAUGGAUUGGAAUGAAAUUAUGGAAAUUU